CACAGAGCACAGUGAAGAAAACAUAUGAGACAGUCUUGUUAGAAGCAAAGGACACAGAGACCUGCGGCCAUGAUGAGCAGGAAAAAAACAUUUUUUGAGUUUUGGAGGAGUAAGGAGGAGAGACAGGCGCUUUUGGAGAGAACUAAUAGGCUGAAGCUUUCUCCUGCACAGCUGAAGCAGUUAAGCGACAGUAGAGUGCAGGCAGAGCUGCAGAAUGCCAGGGUGGCGUCUCUGCUGCCCCCUGUUGGUACGGAGGUCUUCAGACGCUUCACACCGGAGUCGCUGCAGGCGCUCAAGCGGAAGGAGCAACAGAGGAGCAAGAAAAAAGAUGUAUCUGAGGGAGACCUGCCGAAACCAACCAGUGACCUGGAGGCCGGGAAGCCCCUCCCAUUCUUCUACGGGGCUCCAUCCACUGAGUUCCUCAACACCCCAUUGGAGGAACUGGACCCUUUCUACCAAUCACAGAAGACGUUCAUGGUGGUCAGUAAAGAAAACAUCGUUCACAGGUUUAACGCCAAUCCCUCCUGUUUCCUGCUGAGUCCAUUCAACCCGCUGAGGACCAUCGCCAUUAAGAUCCUCCUUCACUUUUUAUUCCGGUUGUUUAUCCUGGUGACGGUUAUCACGAACUGUGCGUUCAUGAUGAUGGUUAGUCCUCCAACAUGGUACCCGAUUGUCGAAUUGAUGUUUGUUGCCAUCUACAUAUUUGAAGCCAUCAUCAAGAUCCUGUCCAGAGGCUUCGGUCUGGGACAGUUCACCUUCAUCAGAGAUCCGUGGAACUGGCUAGACAUCUUUAUCAUCAUCAUGGCAAUUGUGACAGAGUUUGUUGCCUUGGAUAGUAUCAGUGUAUUUCGAAUCCUGAAGAUCAUCCCACUCAUCCCUGGCCCCGCCGCUGUAAUGAGCCUGCCGCUCGGUUCAGCAGAGGGCCACGGGGGCCGAGGCCGAGUGAUGAGGGCCGAGCGUGACAACGUGAUGGAGCGCGAGCUGCAGAGCCGGCGAGGAAAUGAGGGAAAGGAGCAUGUCACUUCUUUUCUCAUGAAAAGCUCCACGCCUCCGUCAUCAGCCGCAGAGCUCCCACUGUCCAUGAAUGAUGAAAUACGUCCAUCCUUGAAGCGCUGCUGA
Messenger RNA from Scomber scombrus (Atlantic mackerel), 1119 nucleotides. RefSeq names its product sodium channel protein type 4 subunit alpha B-like. The transcript has 9 exons. Bases 70 to 1119 code for a protein of 349 amino acids. Gene Ontology annotation, molecular function: voltage-gated sodium channel activity. Gene Ontology annotation, cellular component: plasma membrane; voltage-gated sodium channel complex; axon. Gene Ontology annotation, biological process: membrane depolarization during action potential; neuronal action potential; sodium ion transmembrane transport. Lineage: Eukaryota; Metazoa; Chordata; Actinopteri; Scombriformes; Scombridae. The record is from RefSeq and is a predicted model, not a curated record.